UGGUUCGGCGGGUUGGGAAUGGACCCCGGAAAUUACAGGGGCAUUUUCUCUGACAUGUCGACGUUUGUGAGGGAAAAGGAGUUCUACUAUAAGGCAGGCAAGGAUUGGAAGAGGGCUUACUUGUCGUACAACCCUGCUCCUCCUCCUCCUCCUCCUGGUACUAGUAGUACUGAUAGAAUCAUGGCUGCUAUGGCUAACUAUCUUAAAUUUGAUAUCUUUCAUUUGGAUCUUACGAGUUUAUCCUCCAUCUCCGACCUCGCCAACGCGCUGGCCUCCACCAGGAACCGCUCCUUGAUUACGAUUAAAGAUUUUCAUCACUGGGCUGCUCCCCAUUUCAAGAAUAAUGAGUUGAUGUACUCGGGUUUGCUGGGAAUCAUUGAUGAACUGUUGUCGAGCUGUAGGGAUGAGCGGAUCAUUGUACUCACCACGGACCCCAACCAUGGAGACCUAGUUGAUGCUGCUCUGAUGCACCGUUUCCGGAAGUAUAUAUACAUUGACACAUCUUCACCUGGGCUUAUAGACUUACCAGAUGGAGGAGAGAUUGUACAGCUUGAUUCAUCAGAACAAAAAACAUUGUUUGAUUUUGAUGCUACAAAUAACGGGGAAUAUCAAAGCGGCGUUCUUGUGUCUAUUCUAGAAAAGGAAAAUACUAGAGAGGCAUCAAAGAAACGGUGUAUGACGAAGAGUGCACUUAGUUUACAAGAAUAUCAUCGGCGGAUUUUGAUGCUACAAACAACAAAGCAUAUCUUGUGAGGGCAUUUCAGAGUGGCCCUACUACGUUUAAGUCAGAGAAGAAAGAUAUGAGUGGGGGAUUAAAAGGAGAAUGCUUGGCUAUGAGUGGACUUAGUUUAGACGGUUCAACAAAACGAAUAUUUGCCGGAUUUUCAACAAGAGAAAUCACCAGAUCUGCCAAGAGUGAUGCUACGCAGAUGAACAAAGAGUGACGAAAUCGCCUAGAUACUUGGGAGGAUUGACUGCUCAGGUUGGUCCUCUCCCUGGUUUGAACACACACACAGGGCAUCUUUUGUAUCCAUAUUCUCCAGCCAGGUCUGCAAACAGUGCCAAUACGUUCCACGUUGUUGAAUUUGACCUUUGUUCAAGUAACAGCGUUUGAACCCAGAUUCCGAUUCG
Rhododendron vialii is the source of this 1131-nucleotide messenger RNA. RefSeq names its product AAA-ATPase At5g17760-like. Bases 19 to 753 code for a protein of 244 amino acids. The record is from RefSeq and is a predicted model, not a curated record. NCBI's taxonomy places the organism in Eukaryota, Viridiplantae, Streptophyta, Magnoliopsida, Ericales, Ericaceae. The transcript is spliced from 2 exons.